AUGCCGCCAUCUGAUGGAUUAUGUAAUCGCCUAGUAUUAGUAGUGGUACUCGUACAGUUAGCUACAGUACCAGUUAAUGCUCAAUUCGGAGAAAUUGCUUCAAUCGUAACGGGAUUAUUGGGCAGUGGAGCGGGAUUGGGAUCACUUGGAGGAUUGGCCGGUGCUGGGGCUGCUGCGGGAUCAGCGGGCGCGGCUGGGGCCGCAGGGGCUGCUAAUGCUCUUGGAAGUGUUGGCCAAUGUAAGGUUUACAUGUUGUUCGUUUCUUGAAUUGAUGACAUCGUUUAUGUUUUUAGUGUAUCAACUAGCUCAAGCAGCUCUUCAAUUGACUGGAACAGGAGUGGGUAUUGUAAACCAAGCCUCGGAAAGUGCGUGGUUUCCUGCCGCAGUGGAGAAUGCGGCUAGAAUGAAUAGGGAAUUACAAGAUCGAAUCUUGGCUCAACAAAAGAAUGGUGGAGGCGCCGGAGGACUUGGUGGGGGAGGCGGCCUUGGCGCCGGAGGGCUGCCCGAUCUUUUGGGGAUCAUGCCAAAAACUGCGGGAGUAGGCACAGCUAAGGGUAAGUCCCGAAUCCCGCUAUUUUUUCCUCGAAUUCUGUGUUUUACCUUUGAUUUCGUCAGACGGAACAUUAAUUUUCCGUUCGAUUUGAUCUUUGACAGCAAUUUACUUGUUCCUGCGCAUCUCCGAUUCCCCCAUUAAUCUGAACUUCUGACUCCUGAAGAUCAAAUUAUAUGUCGUAAAAAGAACACAUAAAUUUUCACUUUUUGCGGAUCCAUUAAGAAACGGAAUACAAACUCCUCAGUCGAGGAUACACGGAACGCCGAAACGGUUAUUUGAUCCGCUCCUUUUAAGAGAUCGACGAGCUUGGAGGCGAAUUUGGAAAGGAGUUUGGCAGCCACGAAACACCAGACGAAACAGAAAACAAAGAAAAAGAAACGGAGACUAAAACAAAGUCCGAAGAAAAGAAGACGGAAGGAUCUGAGAAAGAAUCGUCGGGUGGACAGGUACCUUUACCGGGACUGGUCUCUUUAUUACCUGGAGAAAGUCUGGGAUCAACCCACGAAGAGGAGGAGACACCAGUGGCAGAGGUUGAAACGACAGAAGCACCAGCAAUAUCACCGGCCGAAGAGAAGACACAACCAGCACAACCGUCUCCAAGGAUUACGGUAGAAUUUCCAGAGGAUCAUGAUGAAUUUGGAGAGGUCAAGAAACCGGCUAAACCUAAUGUUGAGUUCAGUGUUGAUUCUGGCGAAGAGAACUUUCCUUUGGUAUGAGAAUAACAUGUAAAUUAUUGUGAUUAUUAAUUGUAGAUACCUCCGAGAGCUGCAUCUCCCAACAGCCAUGACUCUGUGGAGCUCCCGAUCGACGAAAAGGAUGUGCAAACCAUGGUACCGGAACUCAAAAAGUUGAUCCACGCAUUACGCAAGAGCAAUUUGACUCGUCUCGAAUUGAUGGAAUUGACGAAGCAGGUUUGUUGCGCUCUUCUGACUAAUUGACGCGAUUUAAAGCUCGAAGGAAAUCACGAAAUUGGCACCCCCAGAGAAAACACGACUCCCACCCCCACCGAUCUCAAAACCCCGUUGGAUCGGCAACCAGAAAAUGAACUGGAACAACAAGAACAAGAUGCCAGAAAGAAGGCUGUGAACAGAAAUCUUUCGGCCUUACGGAAAGCAUUAGAUGCAAAACCAGAGCUUAGAGAUGAGCUGGCACAUCUGAUGAGGACAUCUCCUGUUAUUAUUAAACUCCCGAGACCCAUGUUGAAUGGAGAAGUCGUCAGGAAGAAGGUGGGAUUGAUGCAGGAGUUGUGAUUCAUAUUGUUUUAGCCUCAAGAAGACUCAGCAAGAGCCUUUGCUGCUCGUCAGGUGUCCAUGUUGCCAAGAAGAUUUAUCACAACGACACAAUCACCAGUUGGAGAGCCCGUUAAGCACAGAAAUGUGGCCAAGGCAGCGCCCAAUCGGAAAAAUGUUUCGCCUUAUCCCAUCCCAACCACAACUGCACCGGUUACUGUAACUUUCCCUCCUACAACCACCACUCAAUCAUAUGCUCAAUAUCAGCAAGCAUAUCAAAGAUAUUACCAGCAAUACUAUGGACAGCAACAGCCUCAUUAUUUCAGUCAUCUAGCUGCGCCACAACUGACUCCACAACAGCCUCAGAAUCUGUUUGGACAACCCCAACAACCUUAUUAUUCGCAUUAUUAUCAACAUCAGCAGGCUUUGCAACCACAACCUUUCCAAUAUAAUACCCAACAAACGUAUCAACAGCCUCAGCAACAAUUUUUCCAACAACCCCAGCAACCCCAACAGCAGUUGCCAUAUAAUAGCCAGAGGGCGUUCCCGGCCAGGACGGUCGCACCGCCAGUGGUCACUCCUGCUCCUUUAUUGGUAUGUUUUUUAAUGACAAACUUUUUCAUGGGGUUUAAAUUAAUGUGAUUUUUGAAAAUUCCCGGUUUUGAAAUAAUUUUUUAUCGUCAGUUGUAUACAGCUUUUAUAUACAGCAUAAGAUAUGUAAAAAUAUUGUAAUUGUAGCUCCAACAUCCCUGGAGUCAAGGCUCUCUGUUGACCGUCCCCCAACCUCACGACAACGGCAAAUAA
Molecule: messenger RNA, 2586 nt
Organism: Bursaphelenchus xylophilus (pine wood nematode)
Lineage: Eukaryota; Metazoa; Nematoda; Chromadorea; Rhabditida; Aphelenchoididae
Source: the annotation of a GenBank genome assembly